Molecule: messenger RNA, 1053 nt
Organism: Penicillium angulare
Lineage: Eukaryota; Fungi; Ascomycota; Eurotiomycetes; Eurotiales; Aspergillaceae
Exons: 1
Coding region: 1-1053 (350 amino acids)
Source: RefSeq, a predicted model, not a curated record
AUGUCGCGAACCACCCUUAGACUCGGUGAUGUGCUCUGCAUUAAUAUUCCCGAGCAUGAACCCAUGAGAUGCCUUGCAAAAAUUUACAGGAUCAAGAAGAAUGUGGUCUUUGCCGUGAAAUGCCAGAACCAAAUCGCGCGAAAGAAUAGCAGAACAGCUCAUAGGAUUCUACAACACAAGAUGUCUUUCCGAGAUGAAGAACACGACGUCAUUGAAAAGAGUAUUGCGGAACUAGUUGAUCUCCUCAUACAUGGCAACUGGAAACACAAUGACAGCCAGACGCAAAAAGAGAACCUACACCAGAAAUGGUUGGAUUUAUGGCACGCUCGGAUCCAAAGGCAUCGGGAAAUGCGGCAGAUCGAAGCUAGCAUACUGGAUCUUGACAUAGCAAAUCGACCUGAAUAUGAACCAGAGACGGAUGUCUCCAAGAUUGAGGAUCACAUCCAUGAAAUCACCCACGUCCCCGCAAUUAUACAAUACCCCACUCUACAACUUGAGCCCGGCGAGAAAUCCACACACGAGCACAAUGAAAUUGUGAAUACAUUCUUCUCUACAAGGGAUACCACAGGUACCGACGUCAUGGAGCACAAGAAAUGCCCGAUCAAGAAACUUCGAGUACCAUCAUUCAGCGAUAUCACAAGUGAUGAUGGGCAACUGCCGAGCCAAGUAUCACUAUCCACGGAAAACCUCGGCCUUGAUGUUUCUUUAAGUACAAACCAACAGCAUAUGAUUAAUUAUAUCAUAAGCACCAUCUGGAGACUCUGUGCCGUAUUUCAGCUUCAACAUGACACUAUCCUUUCUCGAGAUGAUGCCGGGAAUCCUCAGGAGCAAUCCAUCAUUCAAUUCAAAAUGCUUCUUGGUGCGAGGUUCCCCCUACCGAGAUUCCAAGAUGUCUCUCACAUAAUCAUACCAUUUACUUAUGUCUUAAGUCAAUUCAUGUGCAUUUUUCUCGGGCCAAGUUUGAGUUUCACGCUGGUUUUUGUUGCCGCCUUGGGUGGAUGGUGCUGGUCGGUGGUGAGGCCGAAGAAGCUGCAGAAUAUGAAGACCGAAUGA